AUGCUGUCUGACUACAGUUUUGAUGAGGUCGAAGGUUUACUGGUCACAAUAAGGCAUCCUUGUACAUAUAAGUUACCAGGACCAGGUCAAAUUUCAUGGAUGCACAUGAAACACAAUAAUCUGCAUCCGAAAUCUUUCAGCGGAGUUCGACUUCAUAUGCCCGUUGUGACAAGGUCAGCUUCAGUAGUUGUUAAGGCCUCCUCUGACAUUGAUGGAACUGCUGCUGCAAAUGAGGGCAGUGAGCCCCUUCCAGAUAGCAAGGAAAAGGCGGUGGUACCUGUCGACAAGCUUCCUUUGGAGUCAAAGCUGCAAGAGCAGCUAGAGCAGAAGAAGAAGAUGCAACUGGCGAAGAAAAUAAGGCUUCGCAGGAAGCGAAUUGUUCGCAAGCGAAAACUGAGAAAGAAAGGCAGAUGGCCUCCAUCAAAUAUGAAGAAGUUAAAGAAUGUCUGA
Pyrus x bretschneideri (Chinese white pear) is the source of this 450-nucleotide messenger RNA. RefSeq names its product 50S ribosomal protein 5 alpha, chloroplastic-like. The record is from RefSeq and is a predicted model, not a curated record. The coding region runs from base 1 to 450 and encodes 149 amino acids. The transcript has 3 exons. NCBI's taxonomy places the organism in Eukaryota, Viridiplantae, Streptophyta, Magnoliopsida, Rosales, Rosaceae.